CAAUAACAAAUCGAACGGCUCACUCUUUAGAUAGCACGAUAAAAGUAUCGCUCUUUAACCCUUUUUGAAUUUUGACACCAAAGUUUGCUUCUUCUUUUUUUUUUCUUAAAUUAAUUAGUUUGUAUCGUACUAAAAGUCUACACUUCCCUCCCUAUUCUUGUCCUAUCACACUGCAAACGAUCACUUCAGAAAGAAGAAAAGGCUUUCACUUUCCAUUUCAAAACAAAUUACUACUACUGUAUAAACUUGUGUUCUUUCAAAACUCAAGCUCGAGAUUGUUUUAGGAUCAGUUUGAUCAAUGGAGAGUAAUUUUCAUGAGGCCAUUGCUUUACCUCAAACGGUCGAAGCAGCAAUAUCUAGAAUCUGUCGUGAGCAAAAUCAACGGCCACUUGCCAACUCCACGAGAUGUGCUCUAGCUAAAAUAGGUGAAGAAGAAGCUUUAAGAAUACUAGAGACAAUUCAACGGUCGAGAAUUCAUUCUUCGUUUGAUGGAUUUGUUUUUUAUAUAAUACGAAACGAAGGAUACAACGGGUCUCCUCAAAAACGGCCAAGUCCUUCUACUCAAAUAAACCGGAGCCCCCAAUCUUCUCCAGUUAAAGCUUGCCGACUUAUGAUGGAUUCUCAAGUUACUUUAAGGGGAGAUGAUGAUGUUAUUCAGACCCCAGUUACUCCUGCUUUGAAUUUUGCAUCAAACGUCGUCGUAGAAGAAAAGUUUAGUCCACAGUUGAUGGCUUUGGGGGAGCUUGAGUUUAGAAAAGCGUUCCUCAUUUUAAGUUACAUUGGCUUGGAGAGGUUGGAAGAAGUAACUACUGCUGAUAAAAUUCGAAGAUUAAAAGAUUUGGCCAUGGAUAAGUUUGAGGAGGAGGUCUGGGUUUCUCUGGGCCAACAGUAUAUCACUCCGGCUGAUCGUCGGAAGUCACUUGAGUGGGAGUCUGGAAAGACGUACGAGUACCAUUGUCAUGUCUCUGAAAAUGGGAGUUGUAGGUUCAAGGGUCCUUAUAUGGACAAGACUAGUAGAAGUCACUUACAAAGGGUUUUAGGAGAUGAUAAUGUUCUGAUCGUAAAGUUUGCAAAUGCCACAGAUGGUAAAAGUUCAGCUGACAAUGAUUGUUUUGCUGAGUACAGCAAAAUUGCGAAAAGAGGAAUCCUUGUUGGUUUGCGUCGUUACCGGUUUUUUGUGUUCAAGGAUGGAGGCAAAGAAGCAAGAAAGAAAGACCCAACUUCCUCAUCUGUUAAGUGCUUAUUUGUUCGAUUUGAGUCUGAUGCAUCUGUUGAUGAUGGUAAAGAUUAUGUUCUAUCUGGGAAGACAGUUCAAGAAGCCAGAUGUGUGUUUAUGCAUGUCCAUACCCUGUCAAAUAUAGCCAAGUAUAUGGUCAGAUUUUCGCUAAUCUUGUCCAAGACCAUGAAGCUGGAAGUUAAUUUAGCUGAUGUAAAUUUUGACCCGAUAGAAGAUAUACAAUGCCAGGAUAAAGAUGGAAAUUCUGUUUGUAAAAAAGACGGGGAACCUUGUAUUCAAACGGAUGGAACUGGUUAUAUAUCAGAGGAUUUGGCUUUGAAUUGCCCAAAGAACGUUUUCAAAGGAAGCAUUGUGAAUGGUGACAUUGUUGAGGGGAAGUUUUCAGGCAUGAAUUCGACAGAAGCUCACCAUAGGGUACCGCCUCUGCUGAUCCAGUUCCGCCUUUUUAACAAUGGUUCUGCUGUGAAGGGAACCUUACUUGUCAAUAAAAAGCUUCCACCCAGAACCAUUCAGGUUCGGCCUUCCAUGACUAAAGUUAAGUCAGAUCCAAAUCUAUCAAACAUCUGCACGAGGAAUUCUUUGGAAGUAGUUGCAACAAGCAAUAAGCCAAAGAAGACUUCUCUUUCUAGGAAUUUGAUUGUGCUUCUUUGCCAUGGAGGUGUCCCGGAUGACUUUUUUAUGGGCUUAUUGAAGAAUGCACUGGAAGAGUCACAAGGUGUUUUCUCCAAUAAACGUGCAGCACUUAAAGUUUCUCUUAACCGUGGUGGCAUGGAUGAUCUUAGUGCAGCAAAAAUGAUUUUAUCAGGGAUUCCCCUUGAUGAAUCAUAUUUGCAAUAUCGGAUGUCAAUAAUGUUAAAUGAAGAAAGGAAGGGUCUCCUAGGAGGCAAACUUCCUAUCACCGAGUCUUAUUAUUUAAUGGGUACUGUUGAUCCAUCUGGAGUCCUAGAAAGUGAUGAAGUCUGCAUUAUAUUGGAUAAUGGACAGAUUUCUGGGAAAGUUCUAGUGUUCCGCCAACCUGGUGUACAUUUUGGAGAUAUACAUGUUCUAAAUGCUAGAUAUGUGGAAUCCUUGGAGGAAUUUGUAGGACUUGCCAAAUAUGCUAUAUUCUUUCCCUGUAAAGGCCCACGCUCUUUGGCUGAUGAGAUGGCUGGGGGUGAUUUUGAUGGUGAUAUGUAUUUUGUAUCAAGAAAUCCCCAGUUAUUGGAUUACUACAGAGUGAGUGAACCUUGGAUAGAAAAUUCUUCUACUUGUGGAGUGUCCAGUAAAGGACCAAGUGAGCUCUCAGAUGGGGAGCCGGAGGAUGAGCUCUUCAAAUUAUUCUUGAGAACUAGGUUUCAGCCAAGUUAUGCCAUGAGUAUUGCAGCUGAUAAUUGGCUUGCAAUAAUGGAUCGCUUUCUUACAAUAGAAGAUAGUAACUCUUCUGAGAAAGCUCUUAUGAAGAAAAACCUGCUACAAUUGAUUGAUUUAUACUACCAGGCUCUGGAUGCACCAAAGACAGGAAAAAAGGUUGAAGUUCCAGAUGACUUGAGAGUAGCUGUAUUUCCUCAUUAUAUGGAACGGGAAAAUUCUUUCAAAUCUACUUCCAUAUUGGGGAAAAUGUAUGAUUUUGUCAAAUCAUAUGGAGAAGAAAUGUCGAGGAAAGAAGUUCGAAAGCUCCCUUGUUUCGAUGUUGGCUUUCCUGAAGAUUGCCGAGAAAAGUGGACUGAACUGUAUAAGCAGUACAGGAAGGACAUGACGCAUGCCCUGGAUGGCAAGAGCAAAGAAAUGAAAGAAGAGGCUGCUAAUGCAGUUUAUAACGAAUACAAAGAGAAAUUGUACGGAGCUACAGAAUUCGAGCAGAGACAAAGGCCUCUAGAUCAAAUCUAUAAAGAGGCUCUUGCCAUUUAUAACAUUUCAUAUGAUUAUGCUAUUACAAUAGACGACGUGAGGAAAUGUGUAUUUGCUUGGAAAGUUGCAGGCUCAGCCCUCUUAAGUCUGUAUGCCUUGGAACAGGGCGAAAUGACAUUGUCAUGUGCACCUUCUGUUUUAAAAGAGCUCUUUGCUUGAAGUAAUGUCUUUUGUUAUUGGCUAAUAGCAUAUAGUUUCAAACUUUUAAGUUAAAAGAAACGUAAUAUAAUGUACAAUAUGUAGUUUAUCAUCUCCCUGAAGUAUAUGGUUGAUGGUUUUUUUUUUUUUUUUAAUUGUGGAUGAAAGCCCUCAAAAUCUCGUGGCUCAAUUAGAUGUUCUCAUACGAUUAUUUGCAUACAUCUCUCCUUUGGAUAAAAGAAUGAAAUACUUUAGCAGAUGUCAGCAGCAUGCUUGGAGUGAAUUGGUUUGGUUGCAACCAGAAAUAUUUACUUUUCCGUAGCAAUGUAGCCGUUAUGACGAGUUAGAACAUCUGAAAUCUCAUUCUUUUGUAUGAAGGGAUAAAAAGCUCUUCGUGAGACUAUUGUUUGUGGUGGUUGAAUCAUCCAUUUAGUGACACUAUGAGCUCAUUUUUUGUUGAUACCUCGACCAUUGUUCUUGCAUUGCUUCUUGGGUUGUAAAUUAUAAUGCCUUCAAUUUAGAACAACACUCUUCAAUCCUGAUGCAAUAUUCAGGCUUUAACGCUUGUGAUUGAAUUCCUUUUCGGCUUGCCCUGCCCCUAUC
Durio zibethinus is the source of this 3865-nucleotide messenger RNA. RefSeq names its product putative RNA-dependent RNA polymerase 3. Lineage: Eukaryota; Viridiplantae; Streptophyta; Magnoliopsida; Malvales; Malvaceae. Gene Ontology annotation, biological process: siRNA processing. Gene Ontology annotation, molecular function: RNA-directed RNA polymerase activity. The record is from RefSeq and is a predicted model, not a curated record. Gene Ontology annotation, cellular component: nuclear RNA-directed RNA polymerase complex.